Molecule: messenger RNA, 2123 nt
Organism: Leptomonas pyrrhocoris
Lineage: Eukaryota; Euglenozoa; Kinetoplastea; Trypanosomatida; Trypanosomatidae
Exons: 1
Coding region: 321-2123 (600 amino acids)
Source: RefSeq, a predicted model, not a curated record
GUUUUUGUUUUUCUUCCAUGCUCAGUGUUGCCGGUGUUUUCUCUGUGGAGCAUUCCUGUCGGGUUAAGUGAGGUGGUUGCGCUGGGUCUGUUCUUUCCCCUCCUUUGUAUUCUCUCUCUCUCUCUCUGUUUCGUAACUCAAUUCAACUUCUAUUUAGCACUUUCGCGUUGCGUUGCGCGCCGUCAGCACCAAUUGCUCCGUGAGCACCUUCUUUUUCUUUUUCUUUCUUCGCCUAGAUUCGCACAACGAAACUGUUUCUAACAUAGCGUCUUUUGAUAAUAUAUCGUUGAGCUUUUCCCUCUGUCUAUUUUACCUACAUCAUGUUGACAGAAGCACGGACGCUUUUCUUUAGCUCCCUGCGGAGCAAGGAGCAUCGACGACGUCAACAAGCCGCGGCGGUGUUUACCGCUCUUUGGCUGCUGAGUCUUCUCUUCACCAUCACCACCAGCUUUUUGCUGAUCUCUGUUCAGGCGCUGGUGUUGCUGAACACCGCGGCGUCGCUGAUUGCGAGUGUCGUGACGCAGUCUCUCUGCAGCCGUGCAGGGACGCAGCCGAAGUACCCCUUUGUGUUCGGCCUCUUCCGCCUCAGCACCGUCAUCCGACUGGGCGGCAUCAUCUUUCUUGUCUUUGGUUGUCUGACCACCAUUGUGGAGUCCUUGCAUCGCGGCAUGCAUCUGCAUCAUUCGAACUCCUACUACCUUCUUUGCAUGGGCGCGGUCCAGCUGGCGUUUCAGGUUGUCUACCGCCGCGAGGUGCGCGUCGCGGAUCGCGUCACGGGGCACCAUGGCAUGGCGGGUGCGCAGAGCGAAGACAUUCUCUAUCAGGCCUGCGCCACCGCCAGCAGCGAGGGUCGCGCUGUCGGGGGUGGUGACUUCUUUAAAUCCCCCAUCGACGUGCAGGCCGCGGCGGCGUCACCUACCACCCCCUUUGUGGGCGGUCGCACCGUGCAAAACAAGACCGCGACGGUGGUGCUCUAUCUACUCUGCCCCCUCUCUUGCGUGGCGGUGAGCGUGCUGUUGAUGCUCACGCACAGCGCCCUGUAUGACACGGCCGGCGCGCUUCUACUGGCGGGCUACUACGGCUACGUUGGCUACUACGAAGGCUCCACCAUGCUAGACCUCCUCAUGAACAAGAGUGUGACGGAUCUGCGGCGGAGCCGUAACUUGGAGCGCUGUCUGCGCAACGUCAAGAUGCUCGAUGGCGUGCUGCAGGUGCAGUCGACGGUGUGGUGGAACACAAACGUAUCGGACAGCAUGCUACUCAUCCGUAUUCGUCUCAUGUCCGGGUGUGACGCGUGCGCAGUGUCACAGGCGGUGCGACGGCAACUGGUGGACCUCGCCACGCACGUGUAUGUGGAGUGCUUCCCCGCAAACGGCGCCGAGGGCGGCAUCGGCGACGGAAGUCCGAUGAUAUGGGGCUUGUCAACGUUGAAUGCUCAUGGCCACAGCCACGACCACGGUCACUGCCAUGAGCACGAUCACGAGCACAGCCACAGCCACGACCACGGACACGGUCAUGACCACGACAAACACGAGCACGAGCAUGCGCGUCGUGCCGAUUCAGAUGGCGAGUUCGGAAAUGCGGAGUAUAGCUCGUCAACCAGAGAGCUGGGCGGGGAAACGAAUUGCAGCGCCUUUCCUCCUCCCCCACCGGGACAGACGGCACCGGUUUUACCGUUCAACGCGACCGGCUGCGCGGCUGCACGACCUAGUGAGAGAGCCGCGGUCACAUCCUUCCCCGCCCCUCCGUCUUCGUCGUCAGCAGUCGCGGGCAACGACGGUGGUGAUUACCGCCGAAACCAGCCGCAACCGCCGUACAACGCCGAAGUAGCCGAUACUAGCACUGCAUACCCUGCCCCGCCAAUCGUGACACCUCCUUCCUUUACACAGGCGCCCUAUGGCCGUUAUGACCAAGGCAGCCAUUCUGCGCCUAUGGUGGGCAGUGUCCGCCACGGACAGCCGAUGCUGCGCAACAGCUCAUCUGGCGUUGGGGGGUUUCCUCUUGCACCGCCGUCGUCGACCGCGCGGCCGGGAGACGCGCCGCCGCCGCCUGUCUACGCCUCCUUUCGCCCUCCCGCUGCCGAUGAUCUGCGCCGCCACUCCGCCUCUCACGAUUAUGUCUGA